UGGGAGAUGGGAGAUGGGAGAUGGGACACAGGACAUGGGACAUGGGACCUGGGAGAUAGGACAUGGGAGACGGGAGAUGGGAGAUGGGAGAUGGGAGACAGGAGACAGGAGACAGGAGACAGGAGACAGGAGACAGGAGACGGGAGAUGGGAGACAGGAGACAGGAGAUGGGAGAUGGGAGAUGGGAGAUGGGAGACAGGACAU
Dacryopinax primogenitus is the source of this 204-nucleotide messenger RNA. RefSeq lists its product as uncharacterized. Lineage: Eukaryota; Fungi; Basidiomycota; Dacrymycetes; Dacrymycetales; Dacrymycetaceae. The transcript has a single exon. The annotation marks the transcript as partial. The record is from RefSeq and is a predicted model, not a curated record.